AUGUCAGAAAAGGGGCAAGUAAGGGCAAUCUCAUCCAUCCGGUCAGUCAACCAUGUGCUUGACACAGCAGAUCACGAAAUUGAUUUACAAGCUAUCCAAUCCCAAGCCAUCUCAGUUGGCGAUGUCGGCACUUCUUUCACCGAGUUCCAAAAGCGGUUGAUCUUGAAAAGAAUGAAUUUACACACAAUUGUUGAUCUUGGACACUUGCCACCUGUUGCUGUGUUCAUGAUUGAGAAAAUUGCUGGCAUGACAGUGGAGCAAUCAAUCAAGAUUGUAAAAGAGGCAAUCGUUGAUCAUGACGAAGACGUCAAUAUCCCCACCUCCGAGUUUGAUUUUUGGGAAGAAUUGGCUAAACCAAGCGAAGAACACGUCAGUGAGGAAGGUUCAUCAAGCUCCACCACUUCGAUAAACAAGACGCAAAGUGACAAGGAAAAGUGGGCGGAAAAGCAAAAAGUUUCCGAAGCCACCAGCGUUGGACAACUGGAUGAAGAGGACCAAGACUUUGAUUGCUUUAAGAUUGUCGACUUCAACCUUCAAAUUAGAUUGGAAGCAGCUUUGAUUGCAUACUAUUCACCUUACCCAGAAGUUAGAGCAGUUACUGACCCCUUUGAUGACUCCUCCAUCCCUUGUGAAACGUUUCGUGUGUACUUGCUUGGUAUCAUCUGGACCUGUAUCGGAACCUUUAUCAACCAAUUUUUUGCUGAAAGACAACCUUCCAUCAGCUUGUCAUCAACUGUUGUUCAAUUGUUUUUGUAUCCUUCAGGUAAAAUCCUCGAAAGAACCUUUCCCAAAAAGAGCAUCAAGCUUGCAAAAUGGCACAUUGCUCUAAACCCCGGCCCAUGGAACCACAAGGAGCAAAUGUUGACAACAAUCUUUUACAGUGUGUCCGCUGGGUUUUCGUACGUUAGUUACAACCUCCACGCGCAAAAAGUUGAACGGUUCUAUAACAACCAAUGGGUUGAUUUUGGGUACCAAGUGUUGCUCACCAUGGCCACAAACUACCUUGGUAUUGGUUUUGCAGGACUUUUGAGAAGAUUCGCAAUCUACCCCCACAAAGCAAUCUGGCCAACAAUUUUACCCACCAUUGCCUUGAACAAAGCGUUGGUGCAAGCCGAAACUAAGGAAAACAUUCAUGGAUGGACCUUAUCACGUUACAGAUGGUUCUUUUUGGUAUUUGCAUUCUCAUUUUGCUACAACUGGAUCCCAACCUAUUUUUUCAAUGCCUUGUCUUACUUCAACUGGCCAACUUGGAUCGCACCAACCAACACCACAUUGGUUGCCAUUACAGGAACUGCCUCUGGUUUGGGUCUCAACCCGUGGCCAACAUUUGACUGGAACAUAUUGAACUUUAAUGGAUGUUUGAUAUACCCCUUUUAUGCCCAGGUUAACCAAUACAUUGGUACCUUGUUUGGAUUCGUGGUUAUCGCAGCGUUAUGGUUCACCAACUACAAGUGGACAGGAUACAUUCCAAUCAACUCGGCAUCCUUGUGGGACCGUUUUGGAUCCAUCUACUCAGUGGAAAACAUUGUCAAUGACGAUACCUUGUUUGAUCAAACAAAAUACAAUGAAGUUGGACCUCCAUACUACUCGGCAGCCAAUUUGGUUGUCUAUGGUGCUUUCAUUGCAAUCUACCCAUUUUCAAUAGUGUAUGAAGUGUUUAUGAACAGGAAGCCAAUCUGGUCAGCAAUGAAGGGCUUAACUCGUGGAUUCAAAAACUUCAGAGGCUCCGUGUACGAAGGUUUCAAUGAUCCACACACUGUCAUGAUGAAAAAGUACAAGGAGGUUCCCGACUGGGUAUUUGCUAUUGUGUUGGUAAUUUCGAUUGUAUUGGCAAUCAUUUGUGUUCAAAUCUAUCCAGCACAAACACCUGUGUGGGGUAUCUUCUUUGCUGUUGGUAUCAACUUUGUUUUCCUUAUCCCAUUAACGGCAAUCUACUCCACUACUGGUUUCUCAUUUGGGUUGAAUGUGUUGGUGCAAUUGAUUGUGGGGUUUGCGUUACCAGGUAAUGGGUUGGCUUUGAUGUUUAUUAAAGCAUUUGGUUACAACAUCAAUGGUCAAGCACAAAAUUACAUUUCCGACCAAAAAAUGGGUCACUAUCUCAAAAUACCACCAAGAGCCGUUUUCAGAACGCAAAUGUUUUCCAUUUUGAUUUCUUCUUUCCUUGGUUUGGCCGUGCUCAAUUUCCAAAUCGACAACAUUGCCAACUACUGUGCCCCCAACAACACACAAAAGUUUACAUGCCCCGGUGCCACAGUGUUUUAUAACGCCUCCAUCUUGUGGGGUGUCAUUGGUCCCAAGAAGGUGUUUAGUGGGUUGUACCCCAUGUUGCAGUGGUGCUUCUUGAUUGGGUUUGUGUUGGCAUUGCCUUGCAUUGCAUUCAAAAAGUAUGGUCCUAAAAAGUAUACCAAGUACUUUCAACCAACAUUGAUGGUUGGUGGAUUCAUCUUCUAUGCUCCAUACAACUUGUCCUUCUACACCGGUGGACUAUACAUGUCGAUUGCAUUCAUGUGGUAUUUGAAAAGUAGGUACUUGGCAUGGUGGCAAAAGUACAAUUUUGUCUUGUCGGGAGCCAUGGAUGCCGGGGUUGCAUUUAGUGCCAUCAUUAUAUUCUUUGCGGUGCAGUACAACGAUAGGUCGUUGAAUUGGUGGGGAAAUACUGUGAUGUGGAACGGCAUCGAAGGAAUGGGAGGCCAAGGACGAUUGGAUGCGGCUAAUGCCCCAGACGGUUACUUUGGAUUGAGACCAAACCAAUGGCCAUGA
This is a messenger RNA of Lodderomyces theae, 2760 nucleotides long. RefSeq lists its product as uncharacterized. Lineage: Eukaryota; Fungi; Ascomycota; Pichiomycetes; Serinales; Debaryomycetaceae. The coding region runs from base 1 to 2760 and encodes 919 amino acids. The record is from RefSeq and is a predicted model, not a curated record. Gene Ontology annotation, molecular function: oligopeptide transmembrane transporter activity. Gene Ontology annotation, biological process: transmembrane transport. The transcript has a single exon.